Impatiens glandulifera is the source of this 1484-nucleotide messenger RNA. RefSeq names its product ERBB-3 BINDING PROTEIN 1. The record is from RefSeq and is a predicted model, not a curated record. NCBI's taxonomy places the organism in Eukaryota, Viridiplantae, Streptophyta, Magnoliopsida, Ericales, Balsaminaceae. Bases 98 to 1282 code for a protein of 394 amino acids. The transcript has 9 exons.
AUGUCACUCUAAUCCCUUCUCUUCUGUAAUCGACCUAAUUUUCUACUGUCAUAUUACUUCUCUUAGCUUUGUCGUGUUUUUCCGAGCUGUUUCAAAAAUGUCGGACGAGGAAAGAGAGGAGAAAGAGCUGGAUCUAUCUUCUUCGGAAGUUGUCACCAAGUACAAAAGCGCUGCAGAAAUCACGAACAAGGCUUUGCAGCUAGUUUUGUCAGAAUGUAAACCAAAGGCUAAAAUUGUUGAAAUUUGUGAGAAAGGUGAUGCAUUCAUCAGAGAGCAAACAGGAAAUAUGUACAAAAAUGUGAAGAAGAAGAUUGAGAGGGGGGUUGCAUUUCCAACUUGUAUUUCUGUAAACAAUACUGUUUGUCAUUUUUCGCCACUUGCAAGUGAUGAAACAGUGUUGGAAGAAGGCGAUAUGUUGAAGAUUGAUAUGGGUUGUCAUAUAGAUGGUUUUAUUGCUGUGGUUGCUCACACUCAUAUGCUCAGUGAUGGGCCAGUGACGGGUAGACAAGCUGAUGUUAUUGCUGCAGCAAAUACUGCAGCUGAGGUUGCUUUGAGGCUUAUUAGGCCAGGGAGAAAGAACAAAGAUGUGACAGAGGCUAUUCAGAAGGUUGCAAGUGCUUAUGACUGCAAAAUUGUUGAGGGGGUCCUCAGUCAUCAGCUGAAACAAUUUGUCAUUGAUGGAAACAAAGUUGUACUAAGUAUUACAAACCCUGAAACAAAAGUGGACGAUGUAGAGUUUGAGGAGAAUGAAGUCUACGCCAUUGAUAUUGUCACAAGCACAGGUGAAGGCAAGCCAAAAUUGUUGGAUGAGAAGCAAACUACCAUCUAUAAAAGGGCUGUUGAUAAGAGCUAUCACUUGAAGAUGAAAGCCUCUAGGUUUAUAUUCAGCGAAAUUAGCCAAAAGUUUCCAAUCAUGCCUUUUAGUGCAAGGGUCCUGGAGGAAAAACGUGCUCGCCUGGGACUUGUAGAAUGCAUCAAUCAUGAUCUUUUGCAACCAUAUCCUGUACUCCAUGAGAAACCUGGUGAUUAUGUUGCCCAUAUUAAAUUCACUGUUCUUCUAAUGCCUAAUGGGUCGGAUAGAGUGACAUCCCACUCUAUACAAGAGCUACAGCCUACUAAGACAAUAGACGACCCAGAAAUCAAAGCCUGGCUAGCAUUGGGAACAAAGUCGAAGAAGAAAGGUGGUGGGAAAAAGAAGAAAGGUAAGAAAGGUGACAAAGUUGAGGAAUCAACUGAAGCUGUACCAAUGGAUGCAUCCAAUGGCAUUGAAUCUCAAGAAUGAGUGUUUCUCAGCCUCUUAACUCAAUAUUAUGUUCAAUUUUGUUUUCUUUCUUAUCUGUUUAGUUUAUGAAUCCAUUACUUCUCAUGGGUCAGUUGAGUGUAAACAGUUAAUUUUCUUUCCUUUGAUUGUUUUUUUUAAGUUAUAUGAUGAAUUGAUUUUUAGUGCAAGAAUUAUUAUUUUUAUUUGUUUGGUGGAAGAUCAA